This is a messenger RNA of Aspergillus oryzae RIB40, 1818 nucleotides long. RefSeq lists its product as uncharacterized. The transcript is spliced from 4 exons. Lineage: Eukaryota; Fungi; Ascomycota; Eurotiomycetes; Eurotiales; Aspergillaceae. Gene Ontology annotation, cellular component: cell septum; cell periphery. The record is from RefSeq and is a predicted model, not a curated record. The coding region runs from base 1 to 1818 and encodes 605 amino acids. Gene Ontology annotation, molecular function: chitin synthase activity.
AUGAACCAAACGGUAUCGCCCAUGGUACGGAAAUUGCCUAUACCACGCCAAUCGAAGCAUUACCAGCACGUACAUCGCGACAAUCCCAGUCCCUUGAGCCAGGACAUGGCUGCCUCUCCAGACAACAGAGUACCGGCGUGUGCAAUUGACAUUGGCAGAAAUGAGGAGCUAACUUCAAGCAUCCCCGUACGCGGUGUUGCGCGAAAUACCCGAGAGAUCCUAGAUGUACUGGAGGAGUGGACUGGCUGUAUCACGACCAAAGAAGCAACGCCACGUCCGCAGGUUAUGCCAGAAGUGCGCAAGAAGGGUCGCAGAAGAAUCCUGAUUCAAAAGUACAUGUUUCAAAUCUCUAUCCUCACAGCCAAUGGGUUCGGAAUUUUUGCUACCUGGUGGUUCCCACAUCACUGGUACCUCCUCAUGCCUUUUAUAGGUGCUGGUGUUGUGAUGAAUAUCGCCAUGAUCAUCGCUCUGCUGGUUAACCUACUCUAUCGUUGGUGUUACCCAGAGAAGCCGCUGAUACCAGAGACUCCAGAGAGCCUAGUCCAUUUGAUUCCAUGCUAUAACGAAACGAAGGAUGAGAUGGAGCGGUCACUCAAUUCACUAAUAAUGCAAAAAGGCAUUUCAGAUCAUAGGCGAUGUAUUAUGAUUAUCUGUGAUGGCAAAGCUCGUGGUUACGGCAUGGAGAAGACAACCGGAGAAUAUCUGUUAGAGGAUAUUCUCAUCCAGAAAGACUACCGGGUCCGGAUCACGAAAGCCUACCUGGCAUGGGAUCAACAAUUCAUGGAUGUUGAAGUUCAGAGGGGGACCUACCACGACGUGCCGUACUUCUGCAUUAUCAAACAGCACAACCAAGGAAAGCGCGAUAGUUUAAUCGCAGUACGUUCGUUUUUGUACAACUACAAUAUCCGCCAUACACAUCCAGAGACAAUAUUCACGUCGACAUUUUUUGUCCAUAUGGCUUCGUUUAUCAAGGAGUCAGGGAUUGAUUAUAUUGACAAUCUGAUUGGGAUGGAUGCCGAUACAGUAUUUGAUGACCACUGUAUUAGCGAACUACUUCGAUGUUCACGGUAUGAGGACACUGUAGGGUCUGUGAUUACGCAUAAAGUAUCUUGUCUCCCCGGCUGUUGCCAGCUGUUGAAGAUCUGUGAAGAGACUUGUGGACGUGAAGUGCUGUUCAAGAGAUUCGGAUACUGCCCUGUCCCUACUGAUGGAGUUCUGCGACAUGUUCGAGCCACUGCCAGUGAGGACCGCAAUCAUGUCUGCCAUAUGCUCUCUGCUCGUCCGAGGGCUCAGACUCGCCAGGCGCUCCAUGCGGUAGCAUAUACAGACGUUCCACAGUCGUGGCCAGUCUUCCUGUCUCAACGCAGACGAUGGACACUGGGUGCCACCUCAAAUGACCUGUUUUUAUCAUCUGCUCCUGGCGUACAUUGGUUCGAAAGGAUCCUUGCUUGCACUAAUGUGAUGACAUGGUUUCUUAAUGUGUUCAUCUUCGCCAGCAUGGCUAGAUUUAUCAUGGCAAUGUUUUAUGUUGAGGCAUGGAUCAUCUUCUGCUUCAUUGCCAUUGCACUGAUCCCCAUUGUUUAUUAUCUGAUUAUCCCCUUCUGGCACAUUAAGCCAUGGCGCGAUGCCUCGCGCUUCUGGAUCGGUUGCCUCAUAUAUAUUAUCUGUGGCCCAUUCGUUAACAUAGCAAUCCUGCUCUACUCUUGCCAUUACUUAGAUUCGUUUGGAUGGGGCAAGACUCGUCAGGUGGUUGCCGAAGACAAUAGGGAUGAGAACGGACAAGCUACUGAACGGACAUCAUUACUGCCACGUACAUAG